GACAAGCAAUAAAGAGCCUGCAAGAAAUCAGUGCUGCAUGUCUGAAGGUACAGCAAAUGCAAUGGCCAUGGGCAGGUUUUGUGUAGGAGCUGCUUUCGUCGUAGCAAUUUGGAUGACCGAAGUCUCUUGCUCCUCAUUUGGAGGGACCAACGGGAGAUCCGGAGAUGAGAUCGGCCUGGGAAAUGUUCCACAAAAUGACCUAGCUGAUGUCAUUAAAAUGCAACAACUAAUUGAGGCCCUGUAUCAAGACCACUAUAUUAUAGAAGAAUACCUCAAGUCUGCUGCAAAAGCCUAUGACCACGUGACCACAGACCCCCUGGCCUCUAACAACGUGACUCAAGCCUCUGACCCCGUGACUCAAGCCUCUGACAUCUCUGAGAAGCUUGCUUCCAGUCAAAGCAACAACUCCAUGAUGCCCAUUCAUCACAAUCAAAAUGUUUCACAAACAUCGCUAAGCAAAGGUUGCAGGAAACACUAUAAGGCCGUUGGACUACAAUUGCUUAAGGCGAUAUCAAAUUACAAGGAUGUUAAAGAAGUAAGCCGAGAGUCGGAUCAGGUGAACGCCAAGGCAUCAUCAGGAACUGACCCCAAAGCAGUCGGGGCUGCUUUGGAUGCCUACGAUUUAGCCGCUCUGAAUAAUGUUUUAACUGGACAACAGCAUAAUGGACAAGAAACUGACUAUAAUGAAUGUAUGCCUUGAUAAUAAAAACUUAAUUUAUAC
Gadus macrocephalus (Pacific cod) is the source of this 721-nucleotide messenger RNA. RefSeq lists its product as uncharacterized. The transcript has 7 exons. Lineage: Eukaryota; Metazoa; Chordata; Actinopteri; Gadiformes; Gadidae. Bases 38 to 700 code for a protein of 220 amino acids. The record is from RefSeq and is a predicted model, not a curated record.